CGGAAGCUGCCGGGGGCGGGGUUAGUCGGCGGUGACGCCGGUUGUAAGAUGGCGGCGGUGGCCGGGCGGGUUUCACUCCUCUGGGCGCUGGGACUCCACGUUCCGGGACGCAGAGGCGCGUGGACGCGACCGCUGCUCGCUGUCAGCCUUGCUCGCCGCUCAUCAUGCUGGGAUCUCCCCGGCUCCUUGGCAGUGACUCGCCACCUGGCUACUGCACCUCAGGGAGACAAAGCGAAGACGGGCCCCUCGAAGCCCGGGCCAGUUUCCUGGAAGUCCUUGGCACUCACAUUUGCGAUUGGUGGAGCUUUAUUGGCAGGAAUGAAAUACUUCAAGAAAAAAAAGGAAGAAAUGCUGGAGAAAGAACAGAAGCGAGCUCUUGGGAAGCCAUUGCUGGGAGGCCCUUUCUCACUUGUGGAUCACCAGGGACAGCCCAGGACCAACAGGGACUUCCUGGGCCAGUGGGUGUUAAUCUACUUCGGCUUCACGCACUGCCCUGAUAUCUGUCCAGAGGAAUUGGAGAAAAUGAUUCUAGCGGUGGAUGAAAUUGACCAGAUCCCAUCUCUGCCAAAUGUGACCCCCCUCUUCAUUACCAUUGACCCAGAGAGGGACACUGGAGAAGCCGUUGCCAGAUACGUUAAAGAGUUUUCUCCCAAACUGAUUGGACUGACUGGUACCAAAGAGCAGAUUGAGCAGGUGGCCAGAGCCUAUCGUGUGUAUUACAGCUCAGGCCCCAAGGAUGAAGACAAUGACUACAUAAUGAUGGCUUUCAAGCUGUUUAAAACAAGAAGUGAUAGAAAUGUAUCUUCGCUGGUAACAGGUGAACUGAGUGGUCAGCUAGAGGAAAAGGAAAGCAUAUUGUUCCAGCUAUCCAGAAGCAAGCAGGCCCUUACUCAGCAACCAGAGGAACUGAGGAGGCAGCUAGAGGAAGAGACCAAGGCUAAGAAUGCACUGGCCCACGCCUUGCAGUCCACUUGCCAUGACUGUGACUUGCUCCACAAGCAAUAUGAGGAGGAGCAGGAAGCCAAGGGUGAGCUGCAACAUGCCCUCAACAGUGAAGUUGCCCAGUGGAGAAUCAAAUACGAGACAGAUGCCAUUCGGCACACAGAGGAACUGGAAGAGGCCACGAAAAAAGUAGCUCAGUGCCUGCAAGAAGCUGAGGAGCAAGCUGAAGCUGUGAAUUCUAAAUGUGCUUCUCUGGAAAAAACUAAGCAGAGGUUCCAAGACGAAGUGGAGAACCUGAUGAUUGAUGUUGAGAGAGAAAAUUCACUGGCAGCUGCUCUUGACGAGAAACAGAGGUUUUUUGACAAGGUUCUGGCUGAGUGGAAGGCAAAGUAUGAGGAGAGCCAGUCUGAGCUGGAAGCUUCCUUAAAAGAAACAUGGUCACUAAGCAAAGAACUUUUCAAAAUGAAAAAUGCCUAUGAGGAAACCUUGGAUCAGCUUGAAACAAUCAAACGAGAAAACAAGAAUUUACAGCGUAAGUGGUUUUCUUUGGGCGGCUUGUUUCCUUUUCAUAUUCCUGUUAGAACAAUGAUAAUGCACAAUACAUAAGAGACAUUCAGUAUAAUACUUUGCACUUCUGAUGCCAUUUGUGGACAAGGAUCUCAGAGCCCUUACAGAGCCCCAUUUUAACGCAGAGAAGUUAAAAUAACUCUCCCAAGGUCACAGAGCAAGUCUGGACAGAAUCAGGAAUAUAAAGCAGAAACCCUGGCUUUCAGUUAUAUUCUUUAGUGCUAGAUCUUCAAUGAGAGUUAGGCACAUAGGCUUUUUUGAAAAUCCUAUUAGGUUCUGUAUUGUUUGUUCUAUAUUAUCUGUAUUGUUAGGCACCCAAAUACCUUUGAAAAUCUGGCCCUUAGCCAUAAGACCUACUGUAGCCAGGAUACAGUGCCAUGGAAGCCUAGAAAUACUGAGAUUUUUCCUGUCCAGUCCAUACCCCCAAAAUGUCUACAUGCCCACUGGCCCAUCAGGUAUCUUGCUGCGGUGCCAGAAAUCCUGGCAAUAGAAAGCAGUACUCAAGAAUCUGACCUGAUGUCACUAGCAACUCAGCUUUUUGAAAGUUGCAGAAGUGAUGCUAACAAAUAUUAAGAAGUACAAUGUUGUCAAACUAGUGGGAUAAACAGACUCCAUCAUUAAAAUUCCCUCCAGCCUGUGGAUAGGAUGGAGCUAUCUAAAGCUUCACUGAGGCAUUUGUCCUAACUCUUUUGAUGUCCCUAGUCUGUAUUAGCUGUACAUUCUGCAGCUUUAUCUAUUUUAUUUUCCCAUGUGUAUCUGUAUAAGGGAUACACAGUCACUCAGUCACUUGAGCUACAUUUUAGAGCUUCUCACUUUUCUCUGGCUCAGUUUCACUUUAUACCAUACAGAAAUACAGAGCAGAAACAAAGCCUUGAGGCUAAAGCAGAAGAUGGAAGGGGAUCUGAAUGAAAUGGAGAUCCAGCUGAGCCAUGCCAGCCCCCAGGCUGCAGAGGCACAGAAGCACUUCCAGAACAUCCAAGAAGUGCUCAAGGACAUGCAACUGCACUUGGAUGAUGCUCUCCGAGGCCAAGACGACCUAAAGGAGCAGGUGGCCAUGGCUGAGCGCAGAGCUAACUUGAUUCAGGGUGAAACUGAGGAGCUGAGGACAGCUUUGGAACAGUCAGAGAGGAGCAGGAAAGUGGCUGAACAGGAGCUCAUGGACACCACUGAGCGUGUGCAGCUCCUGCAUACCCAGAACACCAUCCUUAUGAAUACAAAGAAGAAACUGGAAACCGAUAUUGCCCAAAUCCAAAGUGAGGUGGAGGAGGCCAUUUAAGAGGCAAGAAAUGCUGAAGAGAAGGCAAAUAAGGCAAUCACAGAUGAAGCCAUGAUGGCAGAGGAGCUGAAGAAGGAGCAGGACACCAAAACUCACCUGGAGAGGAUGAAGAAGAACCUGGACCAGAUGGUGAAGGAUCUGUAGCUCUGUCUGGAGGAGGCAGAGCAGCUGGCACUGAAGGGUGGCAAGAAGCAGCUUCAGAAGCUGGAGCUGAAGGCUGGUGGUGAAGAAUAUAAUUUCAACCUCUGCCUCCUGUAGUAGAGUUGGUGCCUAAUUUCUCAAUUACUUCCCUAGAUCCAAGAGCUUGAGUUCGAGCUGGAAGGAGAACUGAAACGAGGGCAUUCGGCAAUAUGAACGGCGCAUCAAGGCAGGUGCAAAAGUGAAAAUCCACCUGAAGUGUUUUUUUCUCAUCAAAAGCGUAAAGGUAACCUGGCGUGGUCUCUUUUCAAUAGGGUGAAGAGGACAAAAAGAAUGUGCUGAGGUUACAGGACUUGGUGGAUAAAUUUCAGUUGAAAGUCAAAUCCUACAAGAGACAAGUUGAGGAGUCUGUGUGUCAUUUAACAGGAACAAACUUUCAUUUACAAUUUGCUGAGAUGCCCACUUCAGCUCUGAUACUGGAUCCCAGGAUGUCACUUCUCCUUGGGCUUAUAGUUCCUUUUGUGUUUUGGUUACAGGAUGCACAAGUCAAUGUUCACCUCUUCAAAUUUAGGAAAGUACAGCAUGAGCUGGAGGGGGCUGAGGAACGAGCAGAUAUUGCUGAGUCUCCGGUCAAUAUGCUUAGAGCUAGCGAACCGAGAAGUUACCUCCAUGAAGGGUCCAGUGCCCAGCAGUGUCUUAGCAGAAGUGUAGAGGUUGAGACGUUUUGCCGGCAGGAUUACCAUGCCAACAUUUCUGCUUGUUUUAUGCCAAGAUUCCUGGUAGCUCUAAUUUUACAGGGAGAGCAGCAGAAAUGCUGCUGCAAUCUGAGGCUGUGUAUUCCUCUUCACACUCUCCAUAGGGGAACUGGAGGGCAAAGAAAUCUCUCCAGGCAUGCCCUACUAAUGUUGACAGCAUGGCAGACAGCAGCAUUUGCAAGCUGAAAAUCCCACAGGGAAUGUUUUUAGAAAAUAAUUAAUGUACCAGCUAAGCCAGAAGCAGUACAAAAUCUGGCCAGCGUCUCAGAGUUUCACUGGAAACCUUGGAAGGUUCUGCUCUGUUUUCGGUGAUGUUUUAGUAAAUGCCAAUAAAGGGGUUGAUGCUGUCCCA
Molecule: messenger RNA, 4030 nt
Organism: Gopherus flavomarginatus (Mexican gopher tortoise)
Lineage: Eukaryota; Metazoa; Chordata; Testudines; Testudinidae
Gene: SCO1
Product: myosin-3
Biological process (GO): mitochondrial respiratory chain complex IV assembly
Cellular component (GO): myosin complex
Source: RefSeq, a predicted model, not a curated record